GCACGUCACUUCCUGCAUCUCCAAAACAAUAAAGUCAUCUGAGUUUUAUGCCACAUGUUCAAAUCCCAUUAUUUAACUGUGACAGUCUGAGCUGUCUUCAGUCUGAGCUGUCCGUGUUUAAGAUUCGCUGAGAACCGCAGAUUUCCACUUCCUCAUCCAGAACCACGCGAGGAGCAGCAGCAGGCUCUGGUCACAUGACAGCUGAGCAACACACACACACACACACACACACACACACACACACACACACACAGAUACGCAGACAGACUGAGGAUCACUGCUGCACAGAGCUGUCUUCACCGUCUGAGUCGUGUCUGGAUCUCAAGGUACCAUGUCUGCAGUGAAGCUGGAGGAGUGUCGAGAGCGCAUUCGCACAGAACUGGACAACGUGGUGGACUUCUGGCUCAAAUACUCUCACGACACUGUGCAUGGAGGCUUCUUCACUUGUAUUGGGAAGGACGGGAAGGUUUAUGAUGAGCUGAAGUAUGUCUGGCUGCAGGGCAGACAGGUGUGGAUGUAUUGUCGCCUGUACCGAUCCAUGGACCGCUUCCACAAGCCUGAAAUCCUUGAAGCAGCAAAAGCUGGAGGAGCAUUCCUGAGAAAAUUUGCCCGUGUCUCCAGCAGCAGUGGACAGUGGAAAUGUGCCUUUUGUUUAACAAGAGAUGGUAAAGCAGUCAAAGUUCAGAGGACCAUAUUCAGUGAGUGUUUCUACAUCAUGGCCAUGGAUGAACUGAGCAGGGUGACUGGUGACAAGGACAUGCAGUUGGAGGCUGAACAGAUGAUGGAGCAGCUGAUCUUCUGGGUCCAGAAGGACUCUUCAGGCCUCGGUCGGCCCCAGCUUCCCGGAGACGUUCCCACCAACGGCAUGGCAGUUCCCAUGAUGCUGUUGUGUCUGGUGCAACAGCUAACUGAAGGUCGCGGGCAGGAGGUGGUUCAGAAGUAUAGAGAGCUGGGCAGCUGGUGUGUACAGCAGAUUCUCCAACACAUUCAGAGAGACGGCACAGCUAUCUUAGAGAAUGUGUCACUGGAGGGAGCAGAGCUGCCGGGUUGCCAGGGCCGACUGCAGAACCCAGGCCAUGCCCUGGAAGCAGGCUGGUUCCUGCUUCAGUUCAGUGCAGAGCGGGGAGAUGAGGAGCUCCAGAGGACAGCCAUUGAUAAGUUUGUGGAGCUCCCUUAUCAGUACGGCUGGGACAAAGAGCAUGGAGGUCUCUUCUACUUCCUGGACGUAGAUGGUCACUGCCCCACACAGUUGGAGUGGAGCAUGAAGCUGUGGUGGCCUCACUGUGAGGCUCUCAUCGCCUUCCUGAUGGCCUACAGUCAAACCAAGAGGCCAGAGCUGCUCGAGAGAUUCUCUCAAGUUUAUGAAUACAUCUUUAGCCACUUUUCUGAUGCUGAGAACGGUGAGUGGUUUGGUUAUUUGACACAAGAAGGGAAAGUGGCCCUGGAUUUCAAAGGAGGUCCAUUUAAAGGGUUCUUCCAUGUGCCACGCUGCCUGUACAUGUGUGAGCGUAUUCUGGAUGAUCUGCUGGAAAACAAGGACUGAUAAUCAUGGGAUUGGAUCUGAUGUGUGGGUCUGUUCACUAAAUCAAACCACAAAAAUCAGGUUAUGAAGUACAAUUGUACUAAUAUUCAAAUAUGCGUUACUGUAAAGUUACUUCAUCUGCAUCCCGUCACUGAGCAGCUCAUAAAUUGUGUUGUGAAUCAGCUUUACUACUGUGUAUAACUGUAGUCUAUACAAA
Molecule: messenger RNA, 1739 nt
Organism: Larimichthys crocea (large yellow croaker)
Lineage: Eukaryota; Metazoa; Chordata; Actinopteri; Sciaenidae
Gene: renbp
Product: renin binding protein
Exons: 11
Coding region: 332-1543 (403 amino acids)
Biological process (GO): carbohydrate metabolic process
Molecular function (GO): isomerase activity
Source: RefSeq, a predicted model, not a curated record